Pelmatolapia mariae (spotted tilapia) is the source of this 1750-nucleotide messenger RNA. RefSeq names its product hematopoietically expressed homeobox (gene hhex). The transcript is spliced from 4 exons. Gene Ontology annotation, molecular function: DNA-binding transcription factor activity, RNA polymerase II-specific; RNA polymerase II cis-regulatory region sequence-specific DNA binding. The record is from RefSeq and is a predicted model, not a curated record. Lineage: Eukaryota; Metazoa; Chordata; Actinopteri; Cichliformes; Cichlidae. Gene Ontology annotation, biological process: regulation of transcription by RNA polymerase II; cell differentiation. Bases 316 to 1185 code for a protein of 289 amino acids.
CGGCCGCCGGCCACCUGCAGGAAGUUGGCCGUCCACUUAUCUCCUCCCUCCUUCGGCUGCAGACAGAUAACAGCGGCAACAGUUGAACAGAGUGGCAGCUCCUCAGCACCGCAACCUGAUGGACACUAAAACAGUGUAACGGUCUCCCGAGCAGCUCGGAAACAGGCUCUGGUCGUUGUGUUUCGGGACUGGCUGAGCAGAGGUUAGCGCGGCUCAUAAAAAAGUUGCUGUGAUAGAAAGAGGAAGGCUGCGGGACUAAAGACGCGAAGCUCUCCCCCAGUUUGGAUCCAGUGCGCAGCAGCGGUGAUCGGCAUCAUGAGCGUCCCGCUUUACGCACCGACCCCAAUUCAGCCGGCACACCCGACCCCCUUCUACAUCGAGGACAUUCUGGGGAGGACCUCCACCACCACCUCCACAUCUCCGUCCUAUUCUUCAUCGCCAACGUCUUCAUCUUCCUGCUCCACUCCGGUCCUCCCCACGCCGACUCUCCCGUCUCCCAACUCGUCCUUCAAAAGUUUGAUCUCGCCGUACAGAACCCCGAUUUAUGAACCCACGCCGAUCCACCCCGCGCUGUCGCACCACGCUGCGCUGACGGCGACGUACGCCUCGGCGGGGGCUUUCACCGGCUCCUUUUACCCGUUUCACCAGCAACACCACCGCUCCAUGGGGGAGUACGCACAGGCGCUGCUCAGGCACGACCCUCUCGGGAAGCCUCUGCUGUGGACGCCGUUCAUUCAGCGGCCCUUACAUAAGAGAAAAGGCGGCCAGGUGCGCUUCUCCAACGACCAGACCAUCGAGCUGGAGAAGAAGUUUGAGACGCAGAAGUACCUGUCACCUCCGGAGAGGAAACGCCUGGCCAAGAUGCUGCAGCUCAGCGAGAGACAGGUUAAAACCUGGUUCCAAAAUCGACGUGCGAAGUGGCGAAGACUAAAACAGGAGAAUCCUAAGAGGGAGGUGGAGGAUAACAGUUCCAGAGGUAAGAAAGGAGAGGAGAUGAUGGAGGCUGCCGGAAUCCAGAACCAGGAGCAGAGACAGCCAGGCUCGGCACCCGAGUUGGCGCAGGCGGGACACUGUGUGUCCUCACAGCAGACCCACACAGAGCUGGACUCUGACGUGUCAGACGACACAGACCAGGAACUGGACAUAGAGGACGACGAGGACUUCACACUAAACUCCCAGUUCUGAAACACAGGCUCCAUAAAGAUAGUGGAAAUGAUAAAGAUCUGCCUCGGACACUGAAGCUCUCAUGCGUCCUCGACUGUCGGGUCGCUGUAACUCCUUCCUCCUCCUUCCUCCUGCUCCAGCCUCGUGACUUGCAGAUUGAUAGACUGGUUCCUGAUGUAAUACUAAGACAAGUCAGCCCCUCAAACCCGCGUCCAGAGUGCCUUUCACCAGAACUGUCUUCUUUGUUGAACCUGUGUACAUAUGCGUAAUGUUCUGUAACUGUGUGUGUGUGUGUGUGUGUGUGUGUGUGUGUGUGUGUGUGUGUGUGUGUGUGUGUGUGUGUGUGUGUGUGUGUGUGAGAGAGAGAGAGAGAUGUUCUUCAGAUGAAUAGUAUGCAUGUAGAUCAGUUUCUCUGUACUGUAGCAUACACGUGUUUUUAUAGCGUGUUUUUUAGUUCUUUUUGUCUUGUUUUGUUUUGCGCGCGCGCGUGUGUGUGUCGGCGUGUGUGUUUUAUGUGACAUUUUAUUAAAUAAUCAAUGUAGCGCAAAUUCAGUUUUGUCUGAUGUCUAAUAAACUAUUUUCUGAC